This is a messenger RNA of Aedes albopictus (Asian tiger mosquito), 992 nucleotides long. RefSeq lists its product as uncharacterized. Lineage: Eukaryota; Metazoa; Arthropoda; Insecta; Diptera; Culicidae. Gene Ontology annotation, molecular function: acyltransferase activity, transferring groups other than amino-acyl groups. The coding region runs from base 53 to 919 and encodes 288 amino acids. The transcript has 2 exons. The record is from RefSeq and is a predicted model, not a curated record.
CACAUUCUGUCUUCAACCUGAUCGAACGUUCGAUAAGCAUAGCGCCGCAAGUAUGAUGCUCAAUUCCGAUGAGCUCACGCCUAUCGCACCACGCCAUUGGCCUGAGCUAAGAGACUUGUUCAAAGUGGAUUGGCCUCGACACGAGAUUGCACACAGUACGGUGCAAAACUAUAUCAAUUGGAAUGCCAUUGACCCUCGAAUCAAACAGCUUGAGGUGUUGACACUGAACGAUAGUUGGCGACAGAGUGGAACAUACAUUAUAAUCGACAGAUACUAUAUGUUUAUAUACACCUUGGAAGAAUCGAAACAUACCAUUCAUCGAGUAUUGCUACUCAUCGAUUGGGACUACAGUUACAAAAUAAGUCACGUUCCCGAAUCUCUUCGACCGAUUCUAUAUAAAGUAUUUCAAAUGCGUUCAGUUGAGCUGCAAAUAACGGGGCGUCCAACAAAUCUCUACAAAUUGCCGAUGGAAAAAUGCCUAACCCUAGAUUGCACUGCUCCACCAGGUGUCACGCUGCACAAACUGGAACUCCACCAUGCCACCCAGAUCAACACAGUUUGGCCACAUCGCUGCGAGGGAUCAGAAUACACUCUCAAGCGGUUAAUAGCGUGGAACCCGUCGAUGGGUCUGUUCGAUGAAUCCGGUCGCUUGCUGGCGUGGAGUCUGUGCUGGACCACGGGAACGCUUGCUGCGCUUCAGGUUGACGCGGAACAUUUACGGAAGGGGUUUGGUUCGCUAGUCGUUCGAGCCGUUGCAAAAGAGAUGACCAAGGUUGGCAUGAACUGCCAGGCGAUUGUUCACUGUGCAAACGAGAUUUCGAACGCGAUGUUCACGAAGUUGGGGUUCGAGGUGGUCGGAUCAUGUUUUGUUGUACGGACCAAAGCUCGAAAGUUAGUUGAAUAUGUGCACGAAAGUUGAAUUGAUGGGAUGGUAGAAUAAGUGCUUUGUUUAAGUGACAUGAAAAAGAUAAAAACCUAAUUGUGUCAUGUGA